UCCCUAUCCUCAAAUUGCAUUUCCAUCUUCCCAAAUGCCAAUCCACCCAUUAAAUCUUAAACCGCCGCCGCCGUCGCAUUCGCCGUCGUCAUGGGCAACUACGUUUCCUGCACAUUAACCAAACACUCAAAGAGCACAAAGGUAAUUUACACCAAUGGGGAAAUCCGCAAACUCCAGCAACCAAUUAAAGCUGCAGAACUCAUGUUGGAAUCGCCGAGCACUUUUCUGGUGAACUCAAAAUCGCUCAAGAUCGGAGCUCGGUUCUCCGCCCUAAAUGCCGACGAAGACCUUGAGAUGUCUUCCGUUUACGUCGUGUUUCCGAUGAACAGGCUGAAUUCAGUCGUCGCCACCGCUGAUUUGGCGUUUCUUUUUCUUGCUGCUAAAUCUGGUGCUAAUAAAAUAGGAACUGUGAGGAUUCUGCCGGAAAAUGCACCUACGCCGCCGAGGCUGAGCUUGGAUGAGAUUGAGGAGUUAUCUUCGCCGGAGUUUAAGCAUAUGAUUACGAUGUGUAGAUCGAAGAAGCCAUUGUUGGAGACUAUUGCUGAAGAACCGAUUUGUUCAAGAUGAUUGUUUUAUUGCCCGAAGGGUCUUCUCUUGGAUUUUUUAUUUUUCUAAAAUUUUAUAUACGUAUAGAUAGAAAAUGUUUUUUUAUAUAUUCUUUUUUGCAAAAGCAAUAAGGGAAUUGCAAUUCUUUAUUACUCUUUCAUAUGUAACAAUUGAUUUUUUAAAGUUGCAGAAUAUAUAAAAGAGUGUUAUUUUUUAAA
Molecule: messenger RNA, 764 nt
Organism: Lactuca sativa (garden lettuce)
Lineage: Eukaryota; Viridiplantae; Streptophyta; Magnoliopsida; Asterales; Asteraceae
Source: RefSeq, a predicted model, not a curated record